UGUGUGCACUGGCAAGAUCCAAGUCUCAGUUGAAUAGCAAAUUGGUCCAAAUUAUUGAAAGGAAAAAAGCCUUGGGAAGAGGAGGGGUAGGAGACCGGAGGAGGGGGGCAGCAACAAUCCUUUUCCCUUCCCAGAUGGUGAGAACAGUGCCGAUCGCAUCACAUUCCGCGGAACGUUCCCAGUCGUCCUAUGGUGAAGUGCCAUCGCUCUAAUCAAAAACAAACGGAGCCGCAGCAUUCGCUUGCGCUCAACUCAGCUCCAGUACGGAACGUCCAUCCUUGGCUGUGCGAGGUCUCCGUCUGGCCGAUAUUCGGUGGCGACGGGGCCUUGAACGAUUGAACUGUGGUUAAUUGAAGAAGCGGGAGAAGUAAAUACGAGCACACCACUCAAGACGAAGUUACUAUGGAGAAGCGCAGGGAGGCGGGAGUCUAACGUGGAUAGGGGGCACAAAUCAAAUCAAAAGAUUUACUAUUCGGAUUAAUACAAUUUUGAAGACUUCAUUUUGAGAGGGAUUUUCAUCAGAUUUUCUGGCCAUUAUCACACGCAAGCAUGAACGGAAAGGAAGCGAGGUUUUGCACGGGAUGCUGGAGGCUACUGCUGCUGUCAAGCAUUCUGGUUCUACACUUGAUUCCCCUCUUUGUACAUGGGAACACUCUGGGGGCCAAUGUCACUGAGUUGGACACCACAGCCAAUGUGACAUCCCUGCCCAGUAAGGUCGAAGAAGCGGCCAAAGUGAAUGAUGUCGUUACCAAGGUGACCUGGGUCAGCAGCUCAGUCAGCCCCAUCGUCACAGUGACCCAGAGGCCCGGCCACAUGCCCCGCUCCGAGGAGGAGCAAGGCAGCGGCAUGCUGGGAGAAGGGGUGUUGCCAGCCGAGGAGGAGGUGGUGGCCCCGCCCAGGAUCAGCCCUGACUCAGCAGAGACAGAGCUCCUGCUGCCUAGCAACCCCCGUGGCACGGAGGAGGAAGAGGAUGAAGAGGAGCACACCGACCCACCGUGGCUGAACGCCAGAGACAACGUCUUCGACCUGGACCGCCACUUUCAAGAAGGAGUAGCCAAUCUGGCCACCACCACUGCCCCUCCACCCGCCGCUGCUAACCCCUCCCGCCCGGACGUCCUCACGGUGGACUUCUUCGACCCCGCCUCUCGCGGCCGCGGCCUGGACCUAGCCCCGCCCUCUCCCUCCUCUUUGGCCCACGAGCUCCAGGGUGGCGACCCCACUUCCUGGGCCAUGCCAGACAACUACGACUACCUCACGCCGUACGAAGACGGUGCGUCGCCCACCCCUGAUGAGUACUCCUACAGCACCACUACUGAUACCUUGGAUGGGGAUGACGACUUGAGGCUAACUGCCGGGCCUCCAUCGCGCUCCAGGCCCAGGGCUCCCCCAGGCUCCGGCUCCUUCACCCCAGACAAGAGGCUGCCCAGUGGAGGUGCUGCUGCUGCUCCAGAGGGCCCUGCGGCAGCCCCUCCAGCGUUACCCGUGGAUGGCUCAGACGGAGCCGGUGGCUGCCGCCAGGGCUACGUGAAGCAGAAUGGAACCUGUCGCUCCCCCUGCGACACACUGCCCAGCUACUGCUUCAACGGAGGCCAGUGCUACCUACUGGAUGGCAUGGGGGUCUUCUGCAGGUGUAAUGUCCAGGACUACAUCUGGCACAAGGGUUCUCGCUGUGAGUCGGUGGUGACAGAGUUCCAGGUGCUGUGUCUGACCAUCGGGGCGUCGGCCCUCAUGGUGCUGCUGCUUUUCAUGAUCAUCGUCUGCUUCGCCAAGAAGCUCCACGUGCUCAAGACCGAGAACAGCAAGCUGCGCAAACGCAGCAGUAAGUACCGGCCUCCAUCGGAGCAGCACAAUGAUAAUUUCUCCCUGUCCACCAUCGCUGAGGGCUCCCACCCAAAUAAAACCAUGAGCAGAUACACUUGGGAGUGUAAGACCAAAGAGGAGCCCGACGGUGAGUUUCACGCUGACGGAAGGAAAGAUGGCCCCUAUCCUGUAACCAUGGAAGUGACGUAUCCCCACGUCCUGCCCGAAGUUACUAUCUAGGCCAUCAGCCAAUGGGAUGAUCCUAAUGCCCAGAACAAGCUGGAGGACCCCGUGAAGGCCCCGGUGCCCAAGGAGGACGACUCCCUGAACAUCCACAACUCCCUGACCCCCAAACACGAGAACCACAAGGUACUGGGCGAGGAGAACUCCUCUGAGGUAAACUCACUGCAGAACAACAUGAUGUAGAAGCCUGGGUCGGGAUGAAAGCUCCAGUCCUGCUCUCUAUCCCAGCCACCACGCCUACAACUGCUACCACCAGCCAACCACCGUCUACAACACGGCAACACUGCCACCAAGCGGCCCACGCCGCUGCAAAAAAAAAAAACACCACCCCAGCUGAAACUCCCCCUGACCUGCCACCGCCUAUAGCGACCCCUUACGCCCAAUCACGCUCCCCCGCCUCGCUGCCCUGCCCCUUCGUUGCUGUCACUCUGCUCCCCCUUACCCCUUGCCCGCACGCACAUACACACACUAGAACACACAAACCGACACACCAGAACACACAAACACACACAUAUAUGUACAUACACACACUCACAUAUACACUCAUAUUCCCCUGCCUGCAUUGGUGUAUUUUGUAAAAAGAAAAAAAUCAUAUGGAGUUUAAAAAAGAAGUUAAACAUUGUAAAAAAAAUAUAAAAGUUACUGAGAGGUUUCAAUGUUUGUCUGACUAAUUAAGUGAGUAUGUAUAAAUAUAUGGAAAAAAUGCUUGGAUUGAUAUAAAAGAAACAACACAAUGUGUCUUCGUUUUCAUUGAUGUGAUUUCUAAUCCUUUGAUGUACUUGUUUUAUUUUGUACUUUUUUGGGAAAACAGACUUCAAAACAGAGAACAAAAUCUGAGUUGUUGAAAUAAACCUUUUUAACAUGA
Messenger RNA from Oncorhynchus kisutch (coho salmon), 2908 nucleotides. Its product is annotated as chondroitin sulfate proteoglycan 5. Gene Ontology annotation, biological process: cell projection morphogenesis. The transcript is spliced from 7 exons. Lineage: Eukaryota; Metazoa; Chordata; Actinopteri; Salmoniformes; Salmonidae. The record is from RefSeq and is a predicted model, not a curated record. Gene Ontology annotation, cellular component: synapse. Bases 550 to 2040 code for a protein of 496 amino acids.